This is a messenger RNA of Oppia nitens, 342 nucleotides long. RefSeq lists its product as uncharacterized. The transcript has 3 exons. Lineage: Eukaryota; Metazoa; Arthropoda; Arachnida; Sarcoptiformes; Oppiidae. The coding region runs from base 10 to 342 and encodes 110 amino acids. The record is from RefSeq and is a predicted model, not a curated record.
AUAUAUAUAAUGCAUGUAAUCAAUGUUACAAACACGACAAAUGAUGUAUUGGUCACUCAGUGGGCGACCGCUUUCGAGAGCCGCCAACAAAGUGAUUCACUAUUGUUGGAAUUGUUGCCCACACUGUUAGGUGUGGCCGCAUCGGGACGGUUGACACCAUUUCUAAUACCGACACUAAUCAAGAUUGUCAUUUUGCCACUACUCAAGAUAGUCAAUACCAUAUCAAAAGUUUUCAUAAUAACCGGAUGUUUCUCCUAUUUUAUAACCAUUAUUUUACCGCUACUUCUUAAAUAUUACGGAUUAAUGCCAUUGACUGCAAAAUCGGCCGAAAAUAUGUAUUAA